Molecule: messenger RNA, 903 nt
Organism: Rhizopus microsporus ATCC 52813
Lineage: Eukaryota; Fungi; Mucoromycota; Mucoromycetes; Mucorales; Rhizopodaceae
Product: Methylthioadenosine phosphorylase
Exons: 2
Coding region: 1-903 (300 amino acids)
Biological process (GO): nucleoside metabolic process
Cellular component (GO): cytosol
Molecular function (GO): S-methyl-5-thioadenosine phosphorylase activity
Source: RefSeq, a predicted model, not a curated record
AUGGUCAAAGAACUGAAGGAUGUCAAGAUUGCCGUUAUUGGUGGCUCUGGCCUUUAUCACCUCGAAGGGCUUGAAGUGAUUGAAGAAGUAUAUCCUGAAACUCCUUGGGGUUAUCCUAGUGACAAAAUCAUCAUCUCUGCCACUCCUAGCGGUAGCAAAAUUGCCUUCUUAGCUCGCCAUGGCCGCGGCCACUAUUUGACACCCACCGAAGUACCUGUUCGAGCCAACAUUGCUGCCCUUAAGGGUCUUGGUGUCGAAGUCAUCAUUGCCUUCUCCGCCGUCGGUUCACUCCGUGAGGAGAUCCCACCUUGCGACUUUGUCCUUCCCGACCAAUUGAUCGAUCGUACUCGCGGUUUGCGUCCUUCCACCUUCUUUGGCGACGGCGUGGUCGCUCACGCCGUCUUUGCAGACCCCUUCCAUGAAGGUUUGGCCAAUUUGAUCGCCAAGCACGAAUCAAGUUUGGAAUUCGGUGCCAAGUUGCAUCGCAACAAGACAGCAGUCUGUAUGGAAGGCCCCGCCUUCUCUACUCGCGCCGAGUCUCACAUGUACCGCUCCUGGGGCGGCGAUAUCAUCAACAUGUCUGCCUUGCCGGAAGCCAAACUCGCUCGUGAAGCCGAAAUUGCUUAUCAGAUGGUCUGUAUGUCUACUGAUUAUGACUGCUGGCGUCAAAAUGAAGAAGUCGUUACUGUCGAAACUGUCAUGCAAAACAUGGGUAACAACGGCAAGAACGCCAAGAACCUUCUUCAUGCCAUCCUUCCUGAUCUCGAAAAUGCUGUUGCUCAUGGUACUCUUGAACCCAACUACAAAGGCUCCAUGAAGUUUGCUGUCAUGACAGCUAAAGAAAAGAGAAACCCAGAGACAGUUCAAAAAUUAGAAUAUAUUUUGCCUGGCUAUUAUUCUUAA